Molecule: messenger RNA, 2291 nt
Organism: Priapulus caudatus
Lineage: Eukaryota; Metazoa; Priapulida; Priapulimorpha; Priapulimorphida; Priapulidae
Product: RNA-binding protein with serine-rich domain 1-like
Exons: 5
Coding region: 193-1014 (273 amino acids)
Biological process (GO): mRNA splicing, via spliceosome
Cellular component (GO): cytoplasm; ASAP complex; nucleoplasm
Molecular function (GO): RNA binding
Source: RefSeq, a predicted model, not a curated record
UGACAAUAACAAGUGAGCGGUUAACACAAAAGUUGGUAGGAUUCCUAGUUUAUUAAUGUUGUUUGUUACCUAGCUUGGCAACGAGCAAUUUAUAAGACUUAUAACCUACAGUCCAGGCACAAUUUAGUCAAUAUUUGUUUAAAGCAAGUCAGCAUCAAUAUAUGCGGCAUUAACUUGAGAAAUCGUGCUGCCAUGGCAAGAAGUGAAGGUGAGGAGAAGGGCAAAAAGGACAGCAAGGAUAAAGGUGCCAAGAGUUCAAGCAAACCCAAAGAGAAGAGGACGAAGAGAGGGCGGAGUAGUCGUUCCUCUAGUAACAGCUCAGGCUCCAAAUCAAAGAGUCACUCUCGCUCAUCGUCCAGUACUGACUCGAGCAGUAGCUCAUCGUCCGGUAGCAGCAGCUCGGGAAGCUCACGCUCCAGCAGCUCCAGCAGCCACAGCUCACGCUCGCCCUCACGUGGACGCGAGAACCGCCGCAGGGAGCGGCCCGCACGCCGCAGUCCGCUGAAAGUAGAGAAGCCAGCAAAAGAGGAACCAGUUAGAAGACGAACUCCCUCACCACCGAGAUCUGCAAAGCUUCGUGUUGGCCGAUUAACGCGUAACCUAACCAAGGAACACGUACUGGAGAUCUUCGGCAGUUACGGCGCGGUGAAGAGGGUCGAUCUGCCGAUGGACAUCCACCACACGCACCUGAACCGCGGCGACGCCUACGUCGAGUUUGAGACGGCCGACGACGCCGAGUGCGCGCUCAAGCACAUGGACGGCGCGCAGAUCGACGGGCAGGAGGUCGCCGUGACGACCGUCUUCCCGCAUCCGCCGCGUACCCGGCCGCCGCCGCCGCCGCGAGGCUCGCCGAUCCGCCGCGCUCCGCCGCCGAACUGGCGACGCUCGCCUAUGCCGCCGCGCUACCGUCGCUCACUCCCCAGGUGGCGCUCACCGCCGCGUCGCCGCUCGCGCUCGCCGGUGAGGAGUCGGAGGCGGUACAGUCGUUCGAGUUCCAGUGAGUCGUCCCGGUAGGUGGCGUUGGCAGUCUGUGGAAUCGUAGAGAGUUGUCGUGAAAAAACGAUGCGGCGUUUGGGAGGGGGGAGUUCCACUGUUGAUACGUUGACUUGGUAGGUGGUGCUGGCGGUGUGUAGAAUUGUUGAUUCGAUGAGUUGCCACAGAUAGUGUGUCACCAGGGGCGCUACUGUUGAUUGUGCGCUACCAAACUGGUGGCGUCUGUGAGGCAUUCCAGGUUCGCUGAUAUAGUGGUUUCAAGUGGCUUUGCUUACUGAUCCUCAGAUACACACACAAUGGGGAGCGUGAACAGUGUGACAAGUAUCAUUUAUCGAAAUUCAAAUCACUGAUGAAGGCUUUUUUUAAGUAGAGCCGUGUGUACAUGUCACCGUUAUGAGGGAAACCCCUUCAUAUAAUAUCUCACUGUCGGUAUCUCUACACUGUUAAAACGCUGUAAAUUAAAGAUUCAUAUUUUGCAGUGUAUUUGUUUUGUUUUUUUGUAUUUCGUCUGUAAUAACGGUAGUGAGUGUAUCCAACGUAUGUCAGUGUUAUCAUCCAAAUUCAACUAAUGAUUGCAACUCUACACAAGUGUCUGUUCUUGAUUUUAUCCAUACAAAUUGGUGGUUAGUUUUAGAUUCAAGAUUGUGUCGCCGAUGUAAUUGUCUCCCACACGUGUUCUUAAUCCCAUGUCCCAUUUUACAUUACGUACAUGAAUUAUUAGGGUGUUUAUAUGUACACGUAAUAAUUUGCGGUCUCAAUUAUUUAUGUUCUUGUUACAUGUUUAGACAUUGAAACUUUUAAAUAUUUCAGAUACUCAAGUAAACCUGCACUGAUGUUUUUAUGAAUUUGUAUUGGAAAAAAUUUCAUAUCAUUUCAAAGAAUUAUGAUAAAUUCUAUAACAUCCAAUAGUGAUUAUAGCUGUAUACCACAUAAGCGUAGUUUUAUUGUAGUAAUGAAUCUUUAAAAGUAAAUUACACUAUUCAUAUCUAGCAAUAAAUAAUUUGACGUAGCAUUUUUAUUUGCUUUUUUACUAUAUUUUCAUUCUUGCAUGCAUGUGAAGUAUCAAUGUCAUUUAAGCACAAUUUUAUGAGUAAUUAUUAACUCAUCUGAUGUACCUUAUCUUUACUUUAUUUUUACGACUAUAUCUCUUUCUUGGUGCAGGCAGGUGAUAAUGACCUCUAGGUCACGGAAGAAUGUUCCCAGACUUGGGUACCUUGUUAUGACUUGCUUUAGCUUCUGAUUGAUGCUUUCAAUACGAUUUGUAGUGUUGGAAUCAUGAUAAUGACAAGAUUCCUUGA